Messenger RNA from Notodromas monacha, 2387 nucleotides. Lineage: Eukaryota; Metazoa; Arthropoda; Ostracoda; Podocopida; Cyprididae. The record is from the annotation of a GenBank genome assembly.
AUGGUUUUUUCCUCCUGUAUAUUAGCUGAUACUGAGAGAAUGCACACACAACCAAAGCAGGCGUAAUUCUAAAAAACCGAAAAUAAUUCCGUGAUUUCGCGACGUCAUUUCCUCCAAAACCAUCCGGGAAAGUAACCGUUCUCUUUCUUCAGAAAUAUUUCUCUCCUCCAUCUCGUUCCGUUAAUAGUAGGAUAAAAUAAGGAAAGAUAUAAAAGGCCUGCGCAUUAUCUUUAAUCUCUUCCGUUGUUCUCCUCAGUGCUGUGCGCUGGAAGCUGGAAAUUUCUUCUGCUUCCCUCUACCCCCCUCUUCUCCUUUUUUGAUCUGUUUCUCGACUCCUGUAUCGUCGGUGUUCCUUGUUUCUCUUUCGUUUUCUGUGUAAUAAGUAUUUUCUUUCGCGGUUCGCUGAUUUUUUACCUUUUCCCGCGGCUUUACGGCGGCCGAUCUCUUCGUCGCGGCUCAGCUGCUUUGGGAAGAAAAAGCUCCCUAAUACUCCGUCUCCGUCGCACCGGGAAGCAAGAAAUCGUCUGUGAUCUUCCAGUUUUUAAACACCGAUCUUGUCAACCAUGAGGGAAUGCGUGUCGAUUCAUAUCGGACAGGCCGGCGUGCAGAUGGGCAACUCCUGCUGGGAGCUGUACUGUCUGGAGCACGGCAUCAAGCCAGACGGGCAUCUGGCUGACGAUGCUGCCGAGAUUCGCAGUCUGAAGCAGGCGGCGGCCAUCAACGGGGAGCGUCCCUUCAACGGCGGCAACGGGGACGACACCUACAUGGCCUUCUUCAAUGAGACCGCAGCCGGGAAACACGUGCCCAGGGCCAUCUAUGCUGACCUGGAACCGUCCGUCGUUGACACGGUUCGGCACGGGACUUAUCGUCAGUUGUUCCAUCCGGACCAGCUCAUGUCUGGCAAGGAAGAUGCAGCCAACAAUUAUGCUCGAGGCCAUUACACGAUCGGCAAGGAGCUCAUCGAUCUCGUCAUGGACAAGGUUCGGAAGAUGGCCGAAAACUGCGUUGGACUGCAGGGAUUCCUGGUGUUCCAUUCGUUCGGUGGAGGCACUGGAUCCGGCUUCACGUCGCUGCUCAUGGAGAGACUGUCUGUGGAAUACGGGAAAAAGUCCAAGCUUCAAUUCACUGUCUAUCCCGCACCUCAAGUGUCAACCGCGGUGGUGGAGCCCUACAACGCUAUCCUGACAACGCACACGACCCUGGAACAUUCUGACUGCGCUUUCAUGGUUGACAACGAGGCCAUCUACGACAUCUGUCGCAGGAACCUAAGCAUCGAACGUCCAACUUACACCAAUCUCAACCGGCUCAUUGGGCAAAUCGUGUCUUCCAUCACAGCUUCACUCCGAUUUGACGGGGCUCUCAAUGUUGAUCUAACCGAAUUCCAGACGAAUUUGGUCCCAUACCCGAGAAUUCACUUUCCGCUGGUUACCUACGCUCCGAUGCUUUCCUCAGAGAAAGCGUACCACGAGCAAUUGACGGUAUCCGAGAUCACCAACGCUUGCUUCGAGCCAACGAACCAGAUGGUCAAGUGCGACCCGAGGAUGGGCAAAUACAUGGCGGUCUGCUUGUUGUACCGUGGAGACGUUGUACCCAAGGAUGUGAAUGCGGCCAUUGCUGCCAUCAAGACCAAGAAGUCCAUCGAGUUCGUGGACUGGUGUCCAACUGGCUUCAAGGUGGGAAUCAAUUACCAGCCGCCAACUUUCAUUCCGGACGGUGAAUUGGCACCGACACGCCGCGCGGUUUGCAUGAUUUCCAACACCACCGCCAUCGCUGAAGCUUGGGCGCGGCUGAAUCGAAAAUUCGAUCUGAUGUUCAACAAGCGUGCUUUCGUUCAUUGGUACGUUGGAGAAGGAAUGGAAGAGGGAGAAUUUGCCGAAGCCCGAGAAGACUUGCAGUCUCUGGAAAAGGACUACGAAGAAGUUGGUCGCGACGGGACCGGGGAGGAUGAGGAAUACGAAGGCGAAGAGUUCUAAACACGAGUCAGCCCCAUUCAAGGGCUUUUAAUCAACCCGAAAAUUUUCAAUACAUGCUUCCAGGAAUCUUCACACCCCUGUACCAUGAAUGCAAGGAGAUAAAAAAAAAAGAGAGCAGCACUCAUCAGAAAAGAAAGAAAAACCGGACUGUAUAAAAGAUCUUUCUUUUCUCUCUUCCACGGAACGAAUACCGAGGGGAACAAAAAAAAUGCGGCAGGAAUUUGCGCAAAUUUCGUUGCUGAUGGCAAGGUUCCGCCGCGCGCCGAUUUAAUCUCGCGAGCAUUAAGGUUUUUUUGCGUCUCUUUGGCUCAACUCUUGUCGCGGACCAAUUUUUUCUUCCUUUUUGUUUUAUUUCUCAAAGCCCGACGGGAAUGAAAAAUAAAACUUACUCGUUCUUUGAAAGCAGUGGAAAAA